GUUGAGUAGCUGCGCAUGCGAAGUGGCUGCUGUGUGCCCGGCCUGGCGCGCACCUCCUUCCCUUCUUAGUGUCUGCGGAUUCAAUGAACGGGCGGCGGGUGACCUGACAACGAGGCGUAGAAACCGACACCGGGACAGCCUGCAGUAAAGGAGCGGACUUCGGCGUUAUCACUCGACUUCCACGCGGUUAACCUGCCAUGGCAACCGAGGAGAAGAAACCAGAGGGUGAAGCGUCCAAAACACAGUCCACCCCGUCAUCCUCCACAAAUCAGAACAAGCCUGCACCUGUAAAACCAAACUAUGCUCUAAAGUUCACACUAGCGGGACACACCAAGGCAGUGUCAUCCGUAAAAUUCAGCCCAAACGGAGAGUGGCUCGCCAGUUCUUCUGCUGAUAAGUUAAUCAAAAUAUGGGGUGCGUACGACGGCAAGUUUGAGAAAACGAUAUCUGGACACAAACUGGGUAUAUCGGACGUCGCCUGGUCUUCUGAUUCUAACCUCCUCGUUUCUGCGUCUGACGACAAAACUCUAAAAAUCUGGGACGUCAGCUCUGGAAAGUGUUUGAAGACGCUGAAAGGACACAGUAAUUACGUCUUUUGCUGCAACUUUAACCCGCAGUCCAAUCUCAUCGUGUCGGGAUCGUUUGAUGAAAGUGUGCGGAUAUGGGAUGUGAAGACCGGGAAAUGCCUGAAGACGCUGCCUGCCCAUUCAGACCCUGUCUCAGCUGUGCAUUUCAAUCGUGACGGUUCUCUUAUUGUGUCCAGUAGUUACGACGGGCUCUGCCGAAUCUGGGACACGGCGUCGGGUCAGUGCCUGAAAACACUGAUUGAUGAUGAUAACCCGCCGGUAUCGUUUGUGAAGUUCUCCCCAAAUGGAAAAUACAUCCUUGCGGCAACUUUAGACAACACACUUAAAUUAUGGGACUACAGCAAAGGGAAGUGCCUGAAGACCUACACGAGUCACAAGAAUGAAAAAUAUUGCAUAUUCGCAAACUUUUCUGUAACAGGUGGCAAGUGGAUUGUUUCUGGGUCGGAAGAUAACUUGGUUUAUAUCUGGAAUCUGCAAACAAAAGAGGUUGUUCAAAAAUUACAGGGACAUACAGAUGUCGUCAUUUCAACUGCUUGUCACCCAACGGAAAACAUCAUCGCCUCGGCUGCACUAGAAAACGACAAGACCAUUAAACUGUGGAAGAGCGACUGCUAGAAGUUGUAACCCGCGUUUGCGGACUGUAUCACAAGGAGAACAUUCCCCGUUCAAGACGCAGAUCCCCAAAAAAAGCAAA
Molecule: messenger RNA, 1281 nt
Organism: Spea bombifrons (plains spadefoot toad)
Lineage: Eukaryota; Metazoa; Chordata; Amphibia; Anura; Pelobatidae
Gene: WDR5
Product: WD repeat domain 5
Exons: 14
Coding region: 198-1202 (334 amino acids)
Cellular component (GO): Set1C/COMPASS complex
Molecular function (GO): histone binding
Source: RefSeq, a predicted model, not a curated record